ACUUUAUUCUUAUGCCAAAAAUACAAACUGUCAACACAUGAAUGAAGCGGUUGGUACGACAAGCAAUCGUAAACCUACUAGUGUAAUUGACUUCGGGUAAAGACACAAUGUUACCGCUGUCCUUGCUGAGAACAGCUGUCAACCACCCUAUGCUGGUGGAAUUGAAGAAUGGUGAAACAUACAACGGCCAUCUGGUCAGCUGUGACAACUGGAUGAACAUCAAUCUUCGCGAAGUCAUCUGCACAUCAAGGGAUGGCGACAGGUUUUGGCGCAUGCCAGAAUGCUACAUCCGUGGCAGCACCAUCAAGUAUCUGAGAAUACCCGAUGAGGUCAUAGACAUGGUCAAAGAGGAAGUAGUUCAGAAGUCAAAGGGCAGAGGUGACUUCAAAGGAGGCCGAGGUGGCGGUCAGAGAGGCCGAGGAAGAGGUGCUUUCCAGCCUGGUGGUCGCGGAGGCCGUGGUGGGGGUCGUGGUGGUGGUGGUGGCAACAAGCCAGGAAAUCGACGGGGUAACUGAAAACAGCAUGGAAGGUUUUGUCCAUUUUGUAUGUGUUCAAAUGGUUUCCCUGAAUGUAUGACCAUGGGGAAUUGUUGCAGAUGUUUUCAGGUGCAAGUUUGAACAAGAGGAAUAUGAAAGAUGGAUAUGUUAAGGCAGUCAAGUGUCAUUGUUGUAAGCUCUUGAAGUUCUGGUAUUACACACUAUGAAGUGCCUACAGAAGCGCUGGAAUUUUUCUGAAAAGCAAAGGCUUGCACAAAAAUUAUGAGUGUGUUGCUGUCAAUGAUUGUUUCAGAUAACUCCUAGCGUGAAAAGUGAGUAAGAUUAUGAAAAACUGACAAGUUUAAGUCGACGAGUCUCACUGCUGUAAGCCAUUGGAUUAUGAUAAGUGGUUGUUAGUAUGUUUGAGUUUGUGUGAGCAAAGUGAAACUGUUCAUGUGUUAUGAAUGACAAAAGGUCAUACUACGCUUGUUUGUGUGAGAGAUGUGCUUGUAUGUGUGGAUAUGAUUGCAUAUUGUAUACGUGACUUUUUGGGAAGAAUUGGGCUUGUCCUUUAUGAACGUGCUCGGUGCUCAUGUUUGUUCAGACCGGUGCGUGUGUGUGCUUGUGGGUGUUGAGAAAAAGAGUUGAACGUACACAGAUCUAGUGUAUACUGUUAAUGUUUGUUCGUUUGUUUGUUGGUUGUUGUUUUUUUUUGGGGGGGGGGGUGUAGAAGUGCGUGGAGAGGAUACUGUUGAUGUUAAUUUCUUUGCGACUAUAUUUAGGAUAAUUUUGUGCUCUCUAUUCCUGUCUGUGUAAUGUAGUUUCCAGUUCCCAUUUACAUUUGGUGGAAUAGUCAAUUUGUUGGGGAUUAUGGAGUGAACAGUCUAGGUCAGUAUACAAAGCCGUCAAAUGUUUUUGAUACAUGAGCUAAUUUAAUGUUGAAAGGCUUUUUUUCUGUGAAUAUUUCACAUUUGCAAAAACAAAAAUGUUGAGAUUUUUUCCAUGUAAAAGAACCAUCGCAAUCAUUUUGCUUCUCACUUUACAACUCAAAGAUAUCUUUUGACGGUAUGAGGCUGUGCAUUUGACCUGCAUGUUACAUCGUGGCUGCUCUCCUUUCAUUUUCUCAGAAAUAUAUUCAACUGCAAAGUGGUCAGGUCUUUUAAAACAGAAUACAUUGGCUUUUUUUCUGAUAGGUCAAUGUCAAUCUCAUUCAUUUUUGUAAUAUUGUGAAUAUUGCUGCCAUGAAAUACGGUAAUGCUUUUGUACAUGAAUAAAUUAUCACCUAAAAGUGA
Aplysia californica (California sea hare) is the source of this 1768-nucleotide messenger RNA. Its product is annotated as U6 snRNA-associated Sm-like protein LSm4. Gene Ontology annotation, biological process: P-body assembly; nuclear-transcribed mRNA catabolic process; mRNA splicing, via spliceosome. Bases 108 to 515 code for a protein of 135 amino acids. The transcript has 5 exons. Gene Ontology annotation, molecular function: U6 snRNA binding. Gene Ontology annotation, cellular component: U6 snRNP; P-body; spliceosomal tri-snRNP complex. NCBI's taxonomy places the organism in Eukaryota, Metazoa, Mollusca, Gastropoda, Aplysiida, Aplysiidae. The record is from RefSeq and is a predicted model, not a curated record.